Lucilia cuprina (Australian sheep blowfly) is the source of this 1128-nucleotide messenger RNA. RefSeq lists its product as uncharacterized. Lineage: Eukaryota; Metazoa; Arthropoda; Insecta; Diptera; Calliphoridae. Bases 1 to 1128 code for a protein of 375 amino acids. The record is from RefSeq and is a predicted model, not a curated record. The transcript has a single exon.
AUGAAUAAACCACCAGAUCAAUUCAAUUAUAUGAAAACACCAAUAACGAUGGACAAAAGCAAAAAACUUAAUAAUAUGUCUCUCGGAGAAAAAUAUCUAUUGAUGAUACGCGUUAAAAGUGAAGACUCUCUUAAGAAUGUUUCGCCUUUCCUAAUAAAAAAAGUUAUUGAUAAUGUAGCUAGUGGUGAAGUUUCUCUGUGUAAAAAAUUACAAAACGGUACUAUCUUAAUCAAAACAAAGAACUACACUCAAGCCAGCAAACUUAUACAACUCACCUCUUUAUCAUCUGAAAUUCAAGUGGAACUUAAAGAACACCCUACACUUAACUUCUCAAGGGGAGUUAUAUAUUCUAAUGAUCUACGAGAUAUUGCAGAAGAAGAAAUUCUAUCUGAACUGAAAUCGCAAAAUGUCUGUUCGAUUAAAAAAAUAAUGAAAAAAGUUGAUGAAGUUUUACAAGAGACUGGUCUUAUAAUAAUCACAUUUGCCGCUACUACUUUACCUUCCGACUUAUAUGUUGGAUACGAGAAACUUAAAAUACGACCAUACAACCCACUACCGCUUAAAUGUAAUAAGUGUUUUCAAUAUGGCCAUAUCUCUAAAAUAUGUAAAAAUGAUAACAUCUGCUACAAUUGCGCACAAGCAUAUCAUCUUAAUCCUGAAUUAAAAGAAAAAUGCACCUUACCACCACAAUGUACCAAUUGUAAAAACCUAAAUUACGAAAAUUGUAAUCAUCCAUCCGUAAGUCGAACUUGCCCUGUAUUUCUCAUAGAAAAAGAAAUACAAGCUAUAACAACAAUAGAAAAAGUAAGCAAAAAACAAGCCAUAAAAACAUACCAACAACGUCACAACAAUCCCACCACAACAUACUCUUCAGUUGUAAUAAGCAACAACAAAUCAUCAGAGAACAUAUCACCAAAUUCUCAAACACGACCCAUAAGAAAAUAUGAAGACAUAGCGAGCGAAGACACCACUGACCAAUCUGAUAUCGAUAAACAAAACACAUCAAAAAAGAAAAAUUCUCCCAGCAAAAAUUCAAUUAUUCUACCAAAAACAACAUCAAAGAGAACAAGAUCACAAGUUAAAAAACAACUGGAAGAAUUACUUAAUUCAAAACGGACAAAAAAUUAA